AUGAGGUUCCGUGUGGGUGCGUCAGCGUUCCUGAGUUCCCUGCGUCUUCACCAUCAGGACGUGAGCUGGUCAGUGAGACAGAUCAGACACUGGAGGAGCCCUGAGACCUCGGAUUGUCCUUCAGACCGUCCUCGAGUCCUUAUAACAGGUGGUCUGGGGCAGCUUGGUGUUGGACUGGCACAAAUGCUGAGGCAGCAGUAUGGGAGAGAAAAUGUGAUCCUGUCUGACAUCAAGAAACCUCCAGCGGAAGUGUUCGACAUGGGUCCAUGUGUGUAUGCUGAUGUUCUGGACUAUAAGAAGCUGCGUGAGUUGGUGGUAAAUAAUCGCAUCACGUGGUUGGUGCAUUACAGCGCCCUGCUCAGUGCUGCAGGGGAGGCCAACUUCACCCUCUCCAGAACUAUAAACAUCUCAGGUUUGCACAAUGUUGUAGACCUGGCUCUGGAAAACUCUUUGCGUCUGUUUGUCCCCAGCACCAUCGGGGCAUUCGGCCCCACUUCCCCCAGAGACCCCGCCCCCGACCUCUGCAUCCAGAGACCUCAUACCAUCUACGGCGUCUCUAAAGUCCACGCCGAGCUCAUGGGUGAGUAUCUCCACCAUAAAUACGGCCUGGAUUUCCGCUGUCUGCGUUAUCCUGGAGUUAUCUCAUCCACCACAAACCCCGGUGGAGGCAUCACAGACUACGCUGUUCAGGUUUUUAAUGACGCCCUCACCAGCGGCCACCAUGAGUGCUACCUGCGCCCUCAGACUCGCCUACCCAUGAUGCACAUCUCUGACUGCCACCGAGCCACCGUAGAGUUCAUGCAGGCUUCCGACUCCCAGCUCUCACUGCGCACCUACAACAUUGCUGCUAUAAGCUUCACACCUGAGGAGGUGGUGGAGGAGAUCCGGAAACACGUCCCUCACCUGAGGGUCACCUACAAACCUGACCCGGUCCGCCAGAACAUCGCUGACAGUUGGCCAUUGAGGAUUGACGACUGUAAUGCACGGAGCGAUUGGGGCUGGAAGCCGGCGUUCGGUCUUCCCGAGCUCGUCAGAGACAUGCUGAAUCACAACCCCAACAGGAGAGCGAGCACAAACGUUGGCGUUAGCUAGCAGCACGCUGGACUUCCAACAUUCCAGAUGCUUUUCAAUGCAGAUGUGCUCACAGACUGUAGUUACUGACACUCACAGACAAACUUUCUUUUCUUGUCUUCAUUUGUCAGAGACCAUCACUGGGUUUUUUUUAAUUAAAAUCCCACACACAUACAGAAAAACACCCACCAACAGCCACCAAAGCCACAUCCUACCUGUGAAGCAUGGUGGAGGGAGCAUCAUGGUUUGGGGCUACAUCAGAUCCUAAAAUAAAUGGAUGAAAUAGAGGUUUUAAAGAAGAAUAGAGAUACAUAAACCAGCUUUACAGUUUUGGCUUGAGACUUUGUGAGUAAAUAAGCCUGCAGCGUGCAUGAAUGGAAGUCUUGGAGAGAAAAAGACGAAGAGCGAGUGGUUUGUAUCAGCGUGGGAAGAUUUAAAGCUCGAUGGUUUAGUUUAAACGCCGAUAGAAUGUGAGCAGGAACUGAAAAUAAAAACCAAAAUAAAAACCAGAGUAUAAUUAUAAUUCUUUAAUAUUUAAUUGACACCAUUAUA
Molecule: messenger RNA, 1623 nt
Organism: Trichomycterus rosablanca
Lineage: Eukaryota; Metazoa; Chordata; Actinopteri; Siluriformes; Trichomycteridae
Gene: tdh2
Product: L-threonine dehydrogenase 2
Exons: 8
Coding region: 1-1092 (363 amino acids)
Biological process (GO): L-threonine catabolic process
Molecular function (GO): L-threonine 3-dehydrogenase activity
Source: RefSeq, a predicted model, not a curated record